GGUCAGAUGACGUAGAAGACGUCGGUUCAACUUUCAUUUCGAAAGUAUUUUUCAACCAUGACGGAUUGACGUCUUUUCCACGGUAAUUAAACGUCCAGAUGUUUCCUGAGAGAAUUCUUUUCAUUAUCAUCAUUUUACUUCCAGCAGUUUCACCAAGAGGUUCUCACUCUCUGUGGAUGCUUAUAACUUACAUUAAUGGAGAAACACAAUUUCCUAAAUUAUCUGCCACAUUUAUGCUGGAUGAUAUCACAGUAGGAUAUUAUGAUUAUGAGACAAGAAGCUACGUUGCAAGAGGAAAUACUACAAAUGAAGAUGAUGUAGUGGAUCCAAAUCACCUCAAUACCAUAAGCAAUUAUAUGAUUGCUCAUUUUAUUGAUAGAUCAGAUUAUCUGAGACCCAUCAACCACACAGAAAGUCAUGUAGUUUAUCAGGUGAUGGCUCUUUGUGAACAUCUUGACAAUGAUAAAUCUGGCCAAAUGAUCACCAAGAAUGCAUAUAGAGGCUCUACAAUUGACGAACUGCAUUUUUUGGAUGGCGAAUUCACAUAUCACGGUUCUUUAAAUUUCACGACUCAGCAAAUAAAACCCUAUCUAGAACUGUCCAUGUGGCGUCAUGAGAAUAUAUUCUACCCAGCCUGCAUAAAAACUCUGAAGAAUUACCUCAAAAAGAGAGGAACACAAGUCAACAGAAAAAUAAAGCCGCGAGUCAGACUCAUUCAGAAAUCAAACUCAGAUUCUGGAGGGUUUCGUGUGAGUUGUUUGGCGACAGGAUUUUACCCUCGUCACAUCAACCUGACCCUGUUCAGAGAUGGACAGCCUGUAUCUGAUCAUGAGAUCACUGGAGGAGAUCUGCUGCCCAAUGGUGACGGGACGUACCAGAUGAGGAAGAGUCUGGAGAUCAGUGCAGACAAACACAAAUACACCUGCUCUGCCACACACCUCAGUCUGGACAACAAACUGGACAUCACUUUGGAGUAUGAACACGGGGAACCAUUUAAAUCAGUGAUUCCUUCAGUUCUGAUGGUUUUGACUCUGAUGGUGUUUGGAACUGCAGCAUAUGCUAAAACUGCAUGGAAAAAACGACGUGCAGAUUCAUGUAGAAGUGUUUAUUCUACUCCUUCUUCAUCUAAAGAAUCCCUGGAAUCUCAAUAAAAAUAAAUGAUGUGAUGUCCUGACCCAAAACAACAUGGAUGAGUGGAGAAACAUCUUCAAACAAACAAAACAUAUAGGCUACUGAUAAACUGUCAGAGUUUUCUUUUUUCAUCGAGAAACUAUUUACUACUUUUAAAUAUUAUAGAUACUAAAUUGAUGCCACAUAAAUCCCAUUAUAAUUCACUUGUUGAGACUUCAAUGUCUGCAGGCAGUGCUGGGUGUUGUGUAAUAUUCAGUUCCUGUGAAAAACUGUUCCAGUGGGUGGAGAAUAUGAAUAUUCAUGAUGUUUCCCAUUAUGGGCGUGUCCUUAAAGGGAUAGUUCACCCAAAAAUGAAAAUUUGAUGUUUAUCUGCUUACCCCCAGCGCAUCCAAGAUGUAGG
Megalobrama amblycephala (Wuchang bream) is the source of this 1531-nucleotide messenger RNA. Its product is annotated as major histocompatibility complex class I-related gene protein-like. The transcript has 7 exons. Gene Ontology annotation, biological process: immune response. The record is from RefSeq and is a predicted model, not a curated record. Gene Ontology annotation, cellular component: external side of plasma membrane. NCBI's taxonomy places the organism in Eukaryota, Metazoa, Chordata, Actinopteri, Cypriniformes, Xenocyprididae. Bases 99 to 1151 code for a protein of 350 amino acids.